AUGGCCUCGCCAUUGUCCCCCGCGACCUCAACCUCGAGUCACUCUCUCUACCAACCUCAUUUUCCCAGCGCCGAAGGACGCUGGGCUCCACGAGACACUCGCUCUCUCCCCGUGCGACCGCGCAAUGUCGGCCCCGUCUUCGACGCUGUUCGCGCGAGCCAACCCAUCGCCGAAUUCGACAAGGAAACCAACCAUCUCAACUACCCCAAUGUAAACCCUACAUCCGAUCCUGUCAGAGUACCAGAACAACCCAAUGACUUCCAAGACGCCUAUCUCAUGCCCUCGCUGUCCGAGAACGAACGCCUUCGUCUGACCUUGUUCUGGUACUACACCUACGCGAACAAAAUGCUCGAAGACAAGGACUUUUUGCUCGCGCUACAACAAAAGUUGGAUUUGGUUCAGGCUUUCAUGGGCUGGGAUUUCGCCAUCAUGGGUCUGCUCAGCGAGAACGUCUAUACACGUGUCGCUACCGCCGGCUUGCCUCUAGCCAUACUACCGCGUCGCGAGAGCACCUGUUCACACACCAUCAACCAACCACUCGGUGCCGUCUUCAUGUUACCCAACAUGGCCAGCGAUUGGCGUUUCAAACACUCGCCUCACGUCGAGGAAGGCGGUCUGCGUAGUUAUGCUGGUGCAGCCCUCCGUUGCAAGGCCGAUACCGGUGAAGACGUCGCUCUCGGUAGUCUUUGCAUUGCUUCCAACUCCGAGCAACCCCUCUCUCCCAGCCAACAAGAUGCUCUGGUUCGCUUCGCCGAUAUGAUCGCGAGCGAAAUCAUUGCCCGCGCGAGGGAAGCCCGCAGACGUCAACGCCAAGUCAUGGCCGAUCUCAUCGCCGAAACACAAAAAUAUAAAACUCCUGAAUCUGUCAGGGAUCAUGUCAUGAAAAUCCUUGCUCGGGUUUACCCUGAUGCUGUGCUCGACGUGCAAGACGCUCCCCUGAACAACAUUAUCUGUCUACCGAAUCAUAUUCCGGUUGAAUACGACGAUUUCCAAGAUGGUCUAUGGGAAGACUCGGAGCUCAUUGAGCAUCUAAUCGUCACGCAGAACCAAAACGUACUUACCACCGAUUGCACAGUUCGUGCAAUCGUACAUCCAUGCCAGAGAAUGCCUACUACCAAAUUCCUUGUCCUCGCCUCAACAGAUGUUCAGCUUGUCUUUGACGAUAUCGAUUCAUGGUUUGUCGAGAAAUGCGCAAGUCUGAUGGCAGAUUCUACUCAAGAGAGCCGCCUUAAGGAAGCGCUAACGGCCAAGGAUGCUUUCCUCAGAGGUAUAACCCAUCAACUAAGAACACGUAAGUCUCUUGCCCGCUGCUUAUGCAUUUUUAAUACUAACAAAGUUCAAUANGCUAUUCAUGGCGUCUUGGGCUCGUGUGAACUAUUGUUCGAAGAGCUGGCCAGUCGAGACAUGCUUUCAGCUGGUGCAUCCGGAUUGAAUCCAUCCUCCGUUCUGAGUGCUAUAAGAGACUCCGGUCGAGAAUUAAUGUCUACUGUCAACAACAUGCUCAAGCUGAAUCGCUGGGCGGAAGAGACUGGCGGCUUUCUACAACCUGCCUCGCUUCUAAGUUUGAAUUUGAUCGAAGCAGAGAUCAUCUACGAAGUCCAGCAAUCAAUACCCGAGCAUGAGCUAUCACAGGUCUCGGUUAUGUUCGAGAACAGACUCGGAACUGAUGAAAGCAUGAUCGUGAUGGAUCUCUCCUUGCUCAAAGAGUGUAUUCAAGCGCUUGUUCAGAACGCUUUAUCAUACACUGAUGCAGGAGCUGUCAUCGUUGUCAUACGGGCCUCCUCUGAUUACACAAAACUAAUGUUCGACAUCAAAGACACUGGAUGCGGCAUUGCUCUUGAAGAUCAAGUACGAAUCUUCGAAGCCUACGAGAAAGUGGACACACAUACAAGAGGAGCAGGUCUUGGUCUCACUCUAUCGUCCAAAAUUGCCAAUGCGAUGAACGGAAGCGUGACAUUGGUCUCGUCAAAACAAGGCACAAAAGACAAGGGAUCACUAUUCCGUGCCGAAUUCUUAAAUCCAGGCUUCGCUUGUCCGAUCAUCCGUCCAGUGCCUUUUGACGCAAAUCUGAAAAGCAUUCCCAGGAAAUUCCACGUUGUGCCGGCCAAAUCGCAGCGACCAGAGCUUGUUUUGCACUUCGCAUCUUACCUGAAUCACCACGGCUUCGAGGAUUCGGAUUCGCCUGAAGGUUCUUUCAUAAUACUAACCUAUACACCAGAUGCUGAUGAGUUCCGUCGUUUCGUUGCGGAAAUCGAUACAAGGCAUGUUGCCAUGUGCCUGGUUCCUGCCGGUGCAACAACAGACAAGCUUCAUGGUGCCCAUGAAGUGCGUUUCUUCUCGGGACCCUUCUUGACAUCUCGUCUAGAAGAGAUCACCACAGAACUCAACACUGUCUACAAACGACUAGACUCUGACCCUGAAGCUGGCGAGACUGCAUCAGGAUUAGCGAACCGCAAUGAUGCUCAUCGUACAUCCGGGACAGAAGAUGGAGUCGAUCCAGCAGACGCGCAACCAAUGNNAGCUCUUCUGGUUGACGACAAUGUCGUCAACCUACGGAUCAUGCGCAUGUACUGCGAAAAGCGCAAAAUCGAAUACCUUACAGCCAUGGAUGGCAAGGAGGCAGUCAGCGUCUUCGAAUCAUCUCUCGAAAAACGACCUAUCAACCUCAUUCUCAUGGACCUGCAAAUGCCGGUAUGCGACGGCAUCGAAGCAACACGGCGGAUCCGCGAGAUAGAAUCAGAAAAAGCGUUACCCAGAUCGGCGUUGUUCAUUGUAACGGGUCAGGAUACCGUGGCUGACAAGCAAAGCAGCUUCUCAGCUGGGGCGGAUGAGUUCUACGUCAAGCCUUUGGGUUUGAAAACUUUGGAUAAGGGCAUCAAGGAAUACUUCCCGGCUGUUGGGCAUGAAACAAAGACUGCUUCUCAAGUCGUCAAUGGGACGAAUGGAGCGAGCAAGGCAUAA
Aureobasidium musti is the source of this 2961-nucleotide messenger RNA. Lineage: Eukaryota; Fungi; Ascomycota; Dothideomycetes; Dothideales; Saccotheciaceae. The record is from the annotation of a GenBank genome assembly.